UCUUGACGGUUCUUUUCAUUCCUUCGACGAAAUGACCCUUCUAAGUUGUCAAACUUGCCUGAUUAUGGUUCUCUGUAUCGGCAAUUCAUUAGAAUGCCCUCAGACAAACACGUUCUGCAACGACAUUCGCACUGCGGAGGGAUUCCAGUUCUUACAUCGGUGUCCAAAGGGCAGUGACAUUUCCGUCCUCCAUAAAGGGACCGUGCUUGCUCUUGCUGUCCUUGGCAAUCAGACGACAAGCCAUUCGAAAGGAAUGAUAAUCAUAAGCAACAAUUCAGUUGUUACAGGAGACUGUCGAGACCUGGAACUAAAAUGCAUAGUUCCUAAGGGAGAGGACCUUGUAGAUGAGAGCUGUGUGGAUUAUAAAGUUACUGAAUGCCUUCAGACAAACUGCUCCUGCAACGACAUUCGCACUGCGGAGGGAUUCCAGUUCUUACAUCAGUGUCCAAAAGGCAGUGAGAUUUCCGUGCUCCAUAAAGGGACCGUGCUUGCUCUUGCUGUCCUUGGCAAUCAGACGACAAGCCAUUCGGAAGGAAUGAUAAUCAUAAGCAACAAUUCAGUUGUUACAAGAGACUGUCGAGACCUGGAACUAAAAUGCAAAGUUUCUAAGGGAAAGAAGCAUAUAAGAGAUAUAUGUACAGAUUAUAAAGUUACUGAGAUGCUGAAUCCAGAUUCAACAACAUCACAGAACCUCAUCAUCGCUGUAUCCGUCUGUGUUGGUCUGAUAGUGAGCAUUGGGGUGAUUUGUUGGAAAAAGAAGCAAGUUGCAUCUAUAGUAUCCAGGUUUUUACGAAACCUACGGAUUUCAGAGAGGGAGACGGAAAGGACCGAACCAACUAGGCUGAGUGAAAUAUCUGCCACUGAGCCACGUGGAAGUGGUGACAAUGACAUCGACCAGGUUAACACACUUGAAAGUGUGCAUGUUAACAGUAAUGAUCCUACGGCUGAUGGCAAGGCUGCUCAAUCCUUUGGUCUGGACCACAACUCGAACAAGGUUGAAAAUGGAGACGUAAUUGCCCCUGAUGGUAACUGGGACUCCAAUCAUCCAGCCGAGAACAGGAGCUUGAGGGACGAUCCAGGAGGAAGUCCAGUGAAUGACGACAAUGGAAAAGCCAAAGUUGGCUGUGAAUUCUUCUCCAGGAUCGGAGAAAUGCACAGUGGAGGGACUGAUGUUGAUCCCGGAGCCGAAGAUCAUGGGAAUGAAGAACAACCGCUGCUGCUGAGUCAGCGAGCUGCCAGCCAAGGUUUUGACAUGACAGCUAAAGCCGGAGCUUUGGUGGACAAGCCCGGCUUUGACCCAGACCAGGUCAGCAGGUACUCUACUGUACCAGGGGCUGACGUGGAGUCAACGCCCGACAUGAAGAACUGCAGUAUGAAUAAAUACUGAUUAAAUAAAUAGAUUUAUAUAGAAUAAAUACAUGAUAAUAAUAACAAUAAUUAUAAUAAGUAUCCUUACAACCAGGGUAUGUGGUGCAUUUACUGGCAAGUCCUUUGAGGUCAACCUUUGUUUAAAUAAUAAGUUUUAUCCCAUGACGCUUUGCUCUCUUGAUGAGCAUGCUGUCUUUUUUUCACAUAACAGACGAUAUAUUCUCUACAAGCCCUAUGAGCCGAAGUGUUCUAUGGUCACAAAAUAUUUAAAUCAUCCCAAUGACAUUUUUCUUCAGAAAAAUGAGACAAUCCCAGUGGAAACUGGUGUCAUCUACGCGUCAAUUUCAGUUUAUUCAUUGACACGUGAUCAGUCAAUCAGACGGAUUAGAAUAUUGAACAUGAGUUACAAGAAAAAACAUUGGGGGGGUUUGUUGAGAAUAUAUAAGUACAUGACUUGACCAAAGGAUGGGUGGACCAGUCAGAUAAAGUACCACAUACAUAUAUAUAUAUUCUUAUACUUGUACAGGUAUACUAUGAAUACAUGUUUAUGUAUUUAUGAUAACAUAAAUACAUAUAUAUAUGUUUAGUUCAUUACAAUGUAUGCUUUGAAUGAGACACUGCAUAAUGUAAAUGCAGCAUAUUUUGUUUGCUUUUUCUUUGAAAUUUGUUGAUUUUUAUUUCAUAUUUAUCCAAUCAGUUAUAAGAAAGCCUUCAAUUACUCAUAUUUCCUGCAUAAUCUAGCAACAUAUUUAAUCUUAUCACCUGAAUCACGACAUCCUUUUUUUUCAUAUUUGUGAAUUCAGAGACAUAUAAUC
Messenger RNA from Anoplopoma fimbria (sablefish), 2183 nucleotides. RefSeq lists its product as uncharacterized. The coding region runs from base 32 to 1387 and encodes 451 amino acids. The transcript has 17 exons. The record is from RefSeq and is a predicted model, not a curated record. NCBI's taxonomy places the organism in Eukaryota, Metazoa, Chordata, Actinopteri, Perciformes, Anoplopomatidae.